GCGUGAUUCCGCGUUACUUCUGUCGUAGCGGGACGCUUCUGAAAAAGCUCUUGGGCUGCACGCAAAUAUAGACACGGGAAUAUCCCUGCAAUGACGUGGGACAGCAAUUGAGAAUUGGGCUCUGCCAGAGGGGAAUAUCGCAAAGGCGACUCAAGGCCACCGGGAGGUACAAAUAAACUUCCUUUUGGUCGCUUGUCUUCCACUUUGCAACCUUUGAACGCGUCGAGACAACCUGCGAACGGAUUAGAGUGGAGAGAAGAUGUAUUUUGGCAGCGGCAUUGUUCUCCUGGCAUGCCUAGUGUUCCAAGCAGCCGUCGCAGCGGAAGAUGCAAAAGAUGCAAAAGAACCUGAAGACUCUAAAGAAUGUGUUCCCCUGAGAGCAAGAGAUUAUGGCAUAGGAUCCCGCUGCUUCUACAUGUGCCGCAUUGGAGUUGGUCGACUCAAGCUGAAACGUGAGGAAGAAGGCAAACCUUGCUCUAUAUUUGGACGGCCAGGGUCAUGCAUUCGCGGUCUUUGCUUGCUGGACGAUUUUAAGAAGUACUUGGAGGAACGAAAAAGGCUUCACGACGAAAAGAAGGUCACCCAAGCCCGCAGAAGAAGCCACAAGAAAACGGGCAAUGACCCCACAGAGGAAAGUGAUGUGACACCGCUGUCUACAGCUACAGAGUCGGAUGUUCAAUAGAGCCCUAUGUCCCUUCGAUUAUUGUCAAUUAUUGCUUCGUUUCUGUUUUGACACUUACUUAAAUAUCGUUCGUUUGGUUAGUACCGCUUGUGUCUUCCUUGCGGUACCCGUCGAUAUAAUAUAGAGCUGUGAAGUUUAUCAACUGGAAAGCGAGACCUGUAGCACUGGAGCAUCUUUAAUAAAGUCGAAUUCUAAUUAA
Ornithodoros turicata is the source of this 881-nucleotide messenger RNA. RefSeq lists its product as uncharacterized. Bases 260 to 682 code for a protein of 140 amino acids. The transcript has 5 exons. The record is from RefSeq and is a predicted model, not a curated record. Lineage: Eukaryota; Metazoa; Arthropoda; Arachnida; Ixodida; Argasidae.